Molecule: messenger RNA, 695 nt
Organism: Ficedula albicollis (Collared flycatcher)
Lineage: Eukaryota; Metazoa; Chordata; Aves; Passeriformes; Muscicapidae
Product: ventral anterior homeobox 2b-like
Exons: 3
Biological process (GO): brain development; central nervous system development; neuron differentiation
Molecular function (GO): DNA binding
Source: RefSeq, a predicted model, not a curated record
GCUCCUGCUCCUGUCCCUGCCGGUCCCGCAGGAAUUCUCCCUUUCCCUGGAAGCGGCCGGCGGGAGCGGAGGGCGGAUCUCGCUUGGGCGUUUAUUUUAAUACAUCUCUCUCUCGUAUCUCUCGCUCUCUCCUGGCUCUCGCCUCUCUCUCCCCGGCCCCCCCGCGCUCUCUUUCCGUCCGUGCCUUCCUGUCCCGUCCCUCCCGCACCCUUCCCACCCCUCCCCAGGUCAAGGUGUGGUUCCAGAACCGCCGCACGAAGCAGAAGAAGGACCAGAGCAGGGACUCUGAGAAACGCUCCUCCAGCACCUCCGAGUCCUUCGCCACCUGCAACAUCCUGCGGCUGCUGGAGCAAGGCCGCCUCCUGUCCGUGCCGGCCCCCCCGAGCCUCCUGUCCCCCACCUCCAACGCGUCCGAUUCCAACCGGGAUUUUUCCAACCUGGAAAAUUCCUGGGCUCACCAGGAAGAGUCUGUGCCACCUUCGCUGUCGGUGUCACCUUCGCUGCCGGUGUCACUUUCGCUGUCGGUGUCACCUCUGCUGUCGGUGUCCCCUUUACUGUCGGUGUCACCUUUACUGCCGGUGUCACCUCUGCUGUCGGUGUCACCUUUAUUGUCGCGGGCGGGGCGGGACCGGCGGGGGCCGGGCCGGGGCUACAAAACCCGAGGCGCUGCCGUGUCCUGCCCGGCGCGACCGUGA